UUAGACUUGACUGACAGUUCGCCACAGUUAUCUGACGAUGGAGAAUACAAAAUGGUAAUAGUAGUAAGGAAUGAUCUUAAAAUGGGAAAAGGAAAAGCAGCAGCUCAAUGUGCACAUGGUGCAUUAGGAGCUGCUGAAAAGGCCAUGAUGAAGGACUCAGAAACCUUAUAUGCAUGGAAAGCUUGUGGACAGCCGAAGGUUGUUGUGAAAACAGAUUCUGAACAAUCACUGUUACAGCUGGCUAAAGAAGCGUCUGCUAAUGGUUUGAUAUGCAGUAUUAUCAAAGAUGCUGGAAGAACUCAGAUAGCUAGUGGAUCUAAAACAGUUUUAGCUGUAGGGCCAGGUCCAGCCAAUUUAAUUGACAAAGUGACUGGACAUUUGAAACUUUAUUGACAGAAAGGGAAGGCAAAAGGCAGUCUGGAACUGACUUAUGAAGAAUUUCUCCGAGGAUGAAUUAAGAGAUUGCAACUUGAAUGCUGGGAAAGAAGAAAACUGUUCUUCUACAUUUUAUAAUGGAUUUGAAAGUCAUUAAAUGUCUCCAAGAAAUUUAGAUAUGAAAUAUUGUAUUGUUACACAUUUAGCUACUGUAACAGAUUGUUUACACACAGUUGACACAACUUAAAAUUUCUUAGACAUACAUCUGUUAUGAAUUAUUAAAAAAAAAACAUAAAAAUUAAUACAAGAAUUUGAUUUACUUAUUGAAAAUUCUGACACAAAGUUGCAGGUUAAGAUGUCAGAUCAUCUGAACUGGACCUCUUCAAAUUUCAAGAUCAUGUAAAGGGGCUGGCCUGGGUGAUAAAUUAAAUGAUGGAAAACGAUUUAAGUGAACAUACAUAAUAUUUUCUUAUCGGAAGCAAUUCUGUGAUACAAAGCUAGACUAGCUAGAGAACUAGAACAAUUCAGCGGAUGUACAAUAUCUUAUUGGAGAGAGUAUUCUGUUUGGUAUGAAUUGCCGUAGGUAAAUUGAAAAAAAAUGAACGGUUUUUAACAAUUAAUUUGUAAGAGGAAGGUUUUUAACAAUUAAUUUGUAAGAGGAGUCAAGUUAAAGAGUGGACAACCUUGCAAGCUCUUGGUGUAUGUGAUGAAGUUGUUAAGGUGUUUUAUUUUCUCACAUACAUAUAUUGAUGCUUUUCUGGCACAAAAUUAAGCAUGUUAAUGUUUCCAUCUUUUGAAAUAUCCUGCAGUAAUUCUUCCAUGAACAUCAGCAAUCGCAACUUUUCGGUCUUUUCCGUAAGUCUGCGGACCUUGAAUACAAUAGUAUGAAUACACGGAACGGCUACAGUAUUUUUGUCUAACCUGCGAUAAGAAACUAAACAUGUAAACAUAUAGUAAUUUAAUGCUUGGAGUUUUUGACAAGUUUUUUUCUCCAUUGUAUCAAGUAAAAGUCGGCCUAAACAGGGCUCAUCCUGGGGGGAAAUUUUAGGGAGAAGUGACUUCCUUGCGAAAAUUACGGAGAAGGGAAACAACCCUAUGUGUAUGCAUUAACAUGAAUGGCUAUACAUCCUUUAACUGUAAUAUAAACACAAUUAACAACACUUAUAAUAUUUCUACAGUUUAUUAAUUAAUAGUAGAUCUGGCAAUGGCAUCUAAAUGUUUUUGAGCUGCAAAUAUGAAUAAAAACAAAUAAUUUUUGAUAUCUUUUUAUCAGCUAUUUAUAAGCUUUCUCUAAAUAUUUGUUUAUAUAUUUUCAUUUAGAUUUGUUGAUAAUAAUGUGUAAGAAAAAAUAUGAUGAAUAAAUUAAUUUUAUAUUU
Molecule: messenger RNA, 1751 nt
Organism: Ruditapes philippinarum (Manila clam)
Lineage: Eukaryota; Metazoa; Mollusca; Bivalvia; Venerida; Veneridae
Product: peptidyl-tRNA hydrolase 2, mitochondrial-like
Cellular component (GO): cytosol; mitochondrion
Molecular function (GO): peptidyl-tRNA hydrolase activity
Source: RefSeq, a predicted model, not a curated record